Bactrocera dorsalis (oriental fruit fly) is the source of this 17305-nucleotide messenger RNA. RefSeq names its product titin. Gene Ontology annotation, cellular component: endoplasmic reticulum. Bases 1 to 11091 code for a protein of 3696 amino acids. The transcript is spliced from 11 exons. Lineage: Eukaryota; Metazoa; Arthropoda; Insecta; Diptera; Tephritidae. The record is from RefSeq and is a predicted model, not a curated record.
AUGAGCGAGGUGAAACAAUUGUUGAGCUCACUUUUGUGGGACAUUUACGGCAAGCAACAGAGAGAACAACAUUCAAGGCGGUUCAGCAAGUAUAGCGGUAAAUUUAGCAAAGACGAUCCGGACAUGUUCGACUUCAGUUCGUUGAAAUUCGCUAGCUGCGCUCAGGACUUGGAGCAUUUUAGUGUACGUAAGCUCAUUGAUAUUUCGGCCAUUUUAAAAGUCGAAAUACGUUUGAUGGGUCAUUUCUUGGAACGUGUGCUAAUCUCACGUGAGCGCAAUCGAAGGCAUCAGGACGCUUUGUGUGGCUUCGUAGACGCAUUGCUCUAUGUACGAUACCACAAUGUUCAUCCAAAAAUGCGAUUCAGUCUCUCACCACCACCAUCAUCCAAGUCCGCUUCCGUCAUAACAUCGCCCACCAACAUGCAGGCCAAUUACGCACAAAGCAAUUACAAUGAACCACGUGCUUCCGGCGUUGGCGCCCGAAGUGACGAUGAUAUCUCGCCCGCCAAAGCCACGCCAGCAGCAGCAGCAGCAGUCGCUGCAGCGCCAGCUAAGCGCGAUGUAGACGAUGAGGCGGCAUCCGACUACAAUCAAUGGUUGCAUGCCAUGAAGCUGGUGGCGCGCUUGCCAGGCGGCAUGCCACCGGAAUUUAGACGCAAGUUGUGGCUAUCGUUGGCAGAUAAAUAUUUGAAAUCGAAGAAUGUAGACUGGGCCAAAGAGGAGGAGAAAUGUUUCUGUGAGAAGUGGCGCGAAGAUGACGAAGAGCUGGGCAUACAAAUUGUCAAGGAUUUGCACCGUACCGGCUCGAAUCUGUGUACCGGUCCGGCCGGUUCGAUCAAUCAGGCCAAAUUGAAGCGUAUACUUUUGGGUUAUGCGCGUUACAAUCCGGAAGUUGGUUACUGUCAGGGUUUCAAUAUGCUUGGCGCGCUGAUAUUGCAAGUCAUGGAGAAGGAGGAAGCCGAGUCCAUGAAGGUGAUGAUCUAUUUGGUUGAAGGCGUGUUACCACCUGGCUAUUUUCAUGGUUCCAUGGGUGGCUUACAGGCCGAUAUGGCGGUAUUUCGCGAGCUGAUGCAGACGAAAUUACCGCGUCUGGCAAAACAUUUGCAAAAGCUACAGGGUCCGAGUGAAAACGCCUUCGAGCCGCCACUAACGAAUGUUUUUACUAUGCAAUGGUUUCUAACGAUGUUCUGCACCUGCUUGCCAAUGAGCUGUGUGCUCCGUGUCUGGGAUCUUGUGCUCAUCGAAGGUAGUGACGUGCUGCUACGCACAGCGCUGGUACUAUGGAGCCUGUUAGAAGAUCGCGUGCUGAGUACACGCACAGCUGAUGACUUUUAUGGCAAAAUGGGUUCCUUCUCGAGCGAGUUGCUUAAUGGACAUCUGAUUGACUCGAAUGGUUUGAUUGAGAAGGUGGUGCAGCUUGGUCCGAUACCGGAUAUACAGAAAUUGCGCGACAAACACCUUUACAACAUAACUCCGCUGCACCACAAGCAAGGAUUACAAUUCUAUUACGAUGACGAAGAGCCCGGCUCGGAUGAAGAAUCACGUCUGGCUGUCGCCACUGUUUGGGGUAUGCCUUGGGGUCGUCGCGGAUCUCAAGGACAAACUGCUAACGCUACCAAGCAAGUAACCGAGAAUAAAGAGCGUCUGGCUUUAGAUAUUUCACUGCUGAAAAAGCAAUACGAUCGUCUGCGCGAACGCCAACGUCAAGCACACAUUAUUUUAACCACCGCCUGUUCCACAGCCCGCCAGAGCGCUAUCGCCACAACUUCCACACAAUCCAACCAGUCCGUCACUAUGAAUCAAUUACUUUUAGGUCGCCCUGCCAUCGUCACGAACAAAGGUAGACGUCCUCCGCCAGGCGCUAUACCACCCGCGCGUAAGCCAUCGCUGCCCACAGUGCUGCACUCAAGACCACCAGAGCGGCAAUUGCGUCGUGGUGAGACUUUACACUGGCGUGAUGCCGAUAUAAGUAAACGUCGCAGAGACAGUCUAACAUGGAAAGAGAUUAAGGCGGAUCGUGCUACAUUGUUGCGUGAUGGUGUGGAAGCGGUACCAAAGUCACAAAAACUUCGUUCGCGUAUCGGCAAAAGCGACUCAUCGUCGUACAGUGAAGAAAGUGAGGAUGACGACGAAGAAGGCGGCUCGAGUACUGAUACAAGUCUUUGCGAUGAGGAUGAUCCCAAUUCGGGCGCUGAUAAAACACAUUCCUCUUCAAUAGAGAAUAGUCCCAAACGUAGAGCGAAAUCAUCCCGUAAAGCCAAAGAACUCUCCACGAAGCUAGAAGCCCUAAAUGAACCCAGUGAUAGUGAGAAAGAACGUAAACGUCCUAAGUCUUGGGCACCUUCUUCAACUGAGAUUCCUUUCAUGCUUAUGACAUCAGAUUCUCCGACAUACAGUGGUGAUGAGCAAAAAACAGCACGUUCACAUCAUUUCGAAGAAUUGAUAAAGGAGGAGGAAGAUAGCUCGACGGAAUGCGAUCGCCUCGGUUAUAAAGGUGCAACUGCGUCAGUGGAUUGGUCUGACACUAAGUUCUCAUCUAUCGCUGGCGAUUUGGCUACUACGAAGCUGGGUGCAUUACAAAUUCAAACAGAUGUCUUAGAGCUUCCUGUGAUAACAAGCACAAGUCAGCUUUCUCCGAUGCCAGAUAUAGCUGCCUAUCUCAACGGUUCCAAUAUUAGUCCGUUGCCAACACCGAAACCACUCUUCCUCGACUCAACCAACUCCCUAGGUAGUGGUGAUGAUGGCGAGGAGGGUAAAAGAUUUGCUGUCAGCGAUGAUGGUGUGACAAAUCAGUAUUUCGAACGUGUCAAUAGUGUAGAAAGACCCACAAAAUUAGACUUGUUUUAUUCGCUCAACGAAGAAGAUGGCAUACGUCGAGAUGUUGAAGAAGUUACUGACCUAGUAGAGGUUGAGAAAAGUGAUAGAACGGCAGAUACAAAUACAAAAGUUGUCUGUGAAAAGAGUGGUGCCGACGAUGGUAUCAAAGGACUAGAAGCCACGAAUGAGGACUCGCACAGACGCAUGGAACUAUUAAUGGAUUACUCUGAAAAAUCGUCAGCAGCUUUUAUCGCUGAGGCGACUACUGAGCUAUCCACAUGUUUAAGACAAGACACAAAUAAGGAUUCCCACGAAACAGCUGAUUUUCGCAACACAAUUCACGGGAAAGUAGAGAGUGAUGGAAUAUCUAGAGACACAAUUAGAGAUGACAAUAUACCUGGCAAAGCAGCUGCACAAUUUGAAGAACACUCUGCAAAAGUUGGCGAACGCAAGGUAUAUGAAGACAAGGUGAAAGCAGUAGGUCCUAAGAAAUCAAAUAUACUGAGCAGCGCUUAUAGAAAACGACGUGAUCCCAGACGUAUGACGUUAACACGCUCUGCAACUAUCGAAAUUGAGGAGCGCUUUCAGGCACUGGAACGCAGAAUGAGUGAAGAUAGUUUUCGAACAGACAAAAUGAAGACUAACGGUGAGAAUAUGUUCGUUGAAGAUAGCGCAAGAAAAAUUCCAACAUCAGCUGAGUUGGACAAAAGGUUGAACACACUGGAGAAUGACGCGAAAGUUAAGAAAAGGUUUGCAGAAAGUAGCGAAUUUAGAGAUUUGGCUAAACACAAAUCCACAGAACUAACGAACAGCCCUUUUACAGAAUCAAAACACGUAGAAGAUUCAAGCAAAAACUUGAAUGAAAAUUCCAAAAGAGAAGAUUUAGAAGUUAAGGCCCUCGAUACCGAUAUUAGUAAUCGUAUACCUGUUAUAGUAAACUUUCAGAAAACACCUGAAGAUACAUUGCCCAAACGAGCCAGCAAUCACAUACCUUCAACCACAGAACUGGAAGAUCGCUAUAAUGCUUUGGAGAGACAGUUAAGCUCGAAUGGUUUGCCAAGCAAAAGUUCAAUGGAUUUGCGACGAGAUGAUAAAGCAGACAGCAGUAAGGAUAUACCAACUCCACCCAAUACGCCAACUGAAAGUAGGAAACAACAUUCAGAGAAAGGUGAGAAUCAAAAGAAACUGAAAAAUGAAAUUGAGACAGAUGCAGACUUGGACAAAGAACAAGAAACUGGGGAAACCGAAAAACCACCGUUAAGGAAAUUGCCGUCUACUGCCGAACUGGAAGACCGAUUUAAUGCGCUUGAACGAAGAAUGAGUACACAAAAGUCAAGUCCCCGCAAAACAAAAAAGGAGCCACCUGACGAAGCCGACGUUGAAGAAAGAAAGGGCACAAAAAAGAAACCAAAAGAUGAAGAUAGCGAAGUUGAAAGUGCAAUUAAAGAAAAAACAAAAAUUCCUAGUGAUGAAGAUAUAAGAACAGAAGAAGUUAAAGAGAACGUGCACUUAGCCGAACAAGUUGAAUUAGAGACGAAGAAAGGUACAACUGAAGGUACAACUGAAGAAGAUGCAAAAUUAAAUGCGCAGAGUGAAGAAGAGAAUAAACUUGAAAAAGAAAAUGUAAAACGUACGAUGGAUAAUGAGGCAAAGUGCUCAGGGAAACAUUCCGAAGAAAAAGAUAAAGAAGCCAGGGAUUUAGAACGUUCGGGCCACAGUGACAAUUGUCAACUAGACACUAGAACUACCGCUGAAGCUACAAAACCAGAAAUCGAUACAAAAAAGGUAAUAGACACUAAUAAAUUAGAAAACCAAUCAAACGAACGCGAGGGUGAAAAUAGUAAGGCGGUAGUAGAAAGCAAAGGCGAAGCAAAAAAUGCGGGGAAAAAAUCGCCGCCCAGUACAGAAGAGCUUGAGAAGCGCUUUAAAGCUUUGGAAAAGCAAAUGAGUAGCGCCAGCUUGGUGAGUAGCAAAGAAAAGAAAAGCUCAACAGAUAGUACAAAGACGCAGGAAAAUAGGAACAAAGAUAGUUCACACAAAUCUGCGAACACUGUCCAAGAAAAGAAAAGCUCAACGUCAACUGAAACAUGUCAGACAAAGUCUGAGGUAAAAGAAAGUCCACCAAAAGCAGAAAAGAUUGUGGAAAAGUCUAACAAAGAAUUAGAAUUGUCAACAGAAUCCGAAAAAGCAAAGUCGAAGAAUAUCGAGAAGAAAAAAACUGCAACACAGUCCAAAGAACCGAAGGCACAAAUUCAAUUAGGACAAAACAAAGAUAUACCAAAUUCCGAACGGACAAGAGAUGUUAACGCAAUAAAAAACUUUGAGGAAAAGUGUAAGCAAGUCAACAUAGAGUUAGCUAAGCAGGAUGGGGCAGACAUCGAAGACACACAAAACAAAGUAAAGACACCAGAUCCUAAGCUAAUUGAGGUCUUUAAGGAAAAGUGUAAGGAGGUCAACGAAGAACUAACGAAAACUGCUGAAAGGAUAGAAGUCCAGGUAGAAACUGGGGAAAGUAGCAAAACUCUUAAUGUGAAAAGUAAACGUCGCGCCUCUGAACCGCCAUCUACAGAAGACUUAGAAAAACGUUACGAAUCCUUAAAAAGGCGAAUGAGCACCAAAUCGGUAGCUGAAAAAGAGCACGACGUAAAAGUAAAAUCUGAAACAGUUGUAGAGGAAGAGUCCCACGAAUCACCAGAAGUAAGAGUUGUCACCAAGGAGGCGAAGAGGAAGCCUUCGGAACCGCCAAGCACUGAAGAUUUGGAAAGUCGAUACGAGGCAUUACAACGGCGAACAAGUGAGCAAAACGCACAAAAAGUCGAAAAGAGACACGAAACAGGGAAACGAGAAGAGAAAGCAACAAAUGAAAAGACAACGAAAACUACGAAUAAAGAGAAACUGACAAAUGCACAAGAUGAUGAACAAAAAACCGCAGUAGUAGACACAAAGGUGGCCUCUAACAUACCCAUUGCGCCACCUAUGCCAUUAAAAGAUUCAGCAGAAACACCAUUCAAUGACGAACAACACCGCGCGCUCAUAGAGGAGUUCCAGAGUAAAAUUAAGGUACAGCCCAAUGGUGACAAUCUAAAACCGAGCGACAUUAAUCCAAAUCGCCGAAUAAUACCAGAACGACAACGAGCAUCGCCGUUCGAUGGAACCUCGGAAGCACAUGCAAACACCGCUUUCUUUAGAUCGGAGAAUUACGAACCCUGGUACCAUCAAUCAUACAAAAUGGUUCGUCGUUUCUCCGAUUUACCAUCAAGAGCUGAUCUUGAGAAUCGUUUACAAUUUUUGGAAAGACAAUUGAUUAUGAAAUUCUACAAGCAGCGCUGUGCAAGUGAUUCCGAAGUGGCAUCGAGGAAACAAUUUGCCGAUUUGAAGAGUCAGUCCGCAGACGACGAAGUACCCACCACAUCCACACGUGCUCAACAGCAAACAGCCGAUGAUUUGGAGAGGCGUGUUUUAGCACUGGAAAAGCAGUAUAGUGAAAAUAGCCUCAAAUUGCUAGAAGCUGUGCGAAUAAAGGAACAGCAAGCAGCUGUGGAGACAGACUCACCACGGCGACUCAGCACAGAGACUGUUGAUGCGACCGGUAAAGAACUCGUGCGCUAUGUCGGCGAACUCGAAGACUCUGGUGCCCUCAAACCGAUCAAUAUAAGUAUUAAUAUUAAAAUGAUGCUCAAGCGCAAUGAGGACACUGAGGCGACUACUAAGCCCAAAGAUAACCUCCCGACAGCUGCCGAAUUAGAAAAACGGCUCGAAGUGCUAGAACAGCAACUAAAGUUGUCCAGGUCACGACGUGAGGGUAGCAUCGACCAAUCUAAUGCUGAUGCAACGCAGGAAUUGAAGAAAUCGGUAGAGAUAUCAGAUAAAACCGUACCCAGCGAAAAGGUUAAUGUUGAAGUUGUAAAAGAAACGCCUGAAAUUAAAAAGGUUGUAAAAGAAGUGUUAAAUGAGGAAUGUAAAAAUGACAAUAAAGUUGCAGAGAAUGUAAACACUGAGAAAGUUGACAAGGAAAAGAGCCAGACAGAAGCUAACGAUCCAGAGAUUUUAAGUAAUAAGAAAGAUGAGAAAGAAAAAAGUCAGGCAAAAGCCAGCGCUUCAGAAAAUGUAAAUAAGAAUACAGAAGAUAGAGAAAAGGGUCAAGUAAAAACUGAUGCUUCAAAAGCUGAGAAGACAUUGGAGAAUCAACAAAUUGCACGCUCAAAUAAAGAAUGUAUUGAUAAUAAGGGAAAACCUAAUGAUAAAGAUACAAGCAAUACGAACUCAAUACCUCAGCAAGUUCACGAGCACAAUGACAAUAAGACACAGAGCUUGUCAAAAGAAGAAAAACCAACCGAGGUACUCGUUCGUGAGAAAGACGUACUUGCAAAGGAGGUACAGCACGAGAGCAAUAAGGAAACAGAAAAAGUUAAAGAGCACUCAGCGGUGCAACAAGAUUCCAACAAAGAAAAGCAAGAUGAUAGCAAAGUUCCAAACGAAGGAAUUGAGACUCAUGAAGCCACGAAGUGUAUAAGCGCUCCCACACAAACUGCCAUACAAGUUGGAACAUCCGAUCCCAACAAUAAAACGAUGGUAUUGUUGCUCGAUAACGAACCUAAAGCUGUUAAAGUUCGACGAUUGACACGCGCUAACACAGAGGAGUUAGAGAACCUAUUUCAGGCGCUCGAAAAACAGUUAAGUGAUCGUAAUCUUAUUAAAUCUGAGGAUGGCAAACUGAUGCGAGCUGCCGAAAAGUCGGAAGUGACGACGUCAGAAGAAUCUAAAGCGAUAACUCAACUCUCGAAGGAAAUAGAAGAUUUUACCAAAUCAGAUAAAACAGCAAAAGAAGAGGAAACAACACCCAAAAAAGCUGCUGAUGUAUCCAAAACACCGACUGAGGAUUAUGAUUGGGGAACGGACCCCGUAAAACGACAUUUGAAACGUAAAACAGCACAUCUCCCAUCAACCAAAGAGUUAGAAGCGCGUUUCAGGUCACUGGAGCGACAAAUAAAACUACUUGAAGAUGUGGAAAAAAUCGACGUCGAGCAACGUUUAAAUGAAAUUGAGCGCAAAAUCAAAAUGCAGUACUCAUUAUCGCAUGAGAAAGAUUUGACGAAGUUCUUAGAACUCUGUGAAGGCAAGAAUCUGGACGAACUGCCCGAAGCUAUAUCAGCUGCACGUGAUAGAUAUCAGCCAGACGAAGGCAGUGCUACUAGAACACCUACACCUAAGAAAGAUCGUUCACCAUACACUUCUCCUUCGCGAAAUAAAGAAAAGACACCUUACACAUCACCUGCGCACACACCGCGCGAAUCCCGAAGUCCCAAAAGACAUACCUCGCCCGGACGUGUUAGAUAUGAAGACAUAAAUGCGUCAGGUAGCAAAAGUCCCAAACGUCGUGCUUCGCCCGGACAUGUUCGAUAUGAAGAUCCAAAUAUACCAUCAACAGAGGAUCUUGAAUACCGUUUUAGAGCUUUGGAAUUGCCCAGAUCCAAAUCGAGAGAAUCGUUGAAUAGCAAAUCACAAAGAAAUGUCUCAGAUUCCAAGAAAUCACUUAUACAUCCAUUGGAAAUGUUGCUCGAUCCCAGCCCAGAUGAGGAUGCCAUACCAACAACCGGCGAACUGGAGCACCGAAUACGUGUACUGGAUGAUAAAAGAAAAACAACAUCGCCUUCUCGACGACCACGUUCACACUCGCCAACCAUUGAAGAUAUCAAAAAUAGAAAAUUAGCCGAAGAACAGCAACCGAGAACGCCAAUACAUAACCUGGAAAAGCUUGUCGCUUCACCAACUAAAAGAGAAUUACCUACCGCCGAAGAAUUAGAAGCACGUAUGCGUGCACUAGAAGAAGAGCAUUGUUUCGACUUUAAAAUGCAGAAAUCAUACCAGGAAUUCAAUCGAAAAUUAAAGGAUGCCGUGUCGCCAUCACUUUCCUUUGAAGAAUUCAAAACAUCAAAAUCACGCGAAGAAAGUCCCCGACGUGGCGAAUCUAAUCGCUCAACUACACCGAAAUCUGCGCUACGAGAUACCGCCAGCAGUUAUGAAGAUACACCAUACAGAUCCACCAGUCCCAAGGCAAUACGAUUCCGUGACGAAGAAGCUGAUUAUGUGCCUUGUAUGCCGUAUAGGCCCAAAUCGCGUACUGACAUACGUGAUGUCACUGGACGAACGACUCUUACAGAUUCAUGCAGCAGCAUAAAUGCUAUCGGACACACGACGGAAGGACUUGAUGAGUUCGGCAGUCGACUUAUGAGGGAGACUUCACCGCUACAACGUACCGGCAGUCACACCGGCGUACCGCUGCGAACAAAUGACAAUAUCAACGAGCGCUUGGAUUCCAUAAAGAAUACGAUCAAGUCCAUCGAUACGUUGUGUGAAGAGAAACCAUAUCGUAAGGAACGUUGUCAGCGUUACAUUGAUUCACUGUUUUCCGACUCGAUACACUUCGCCAGCAAGAAGACCUCGCUAGAAGAUCUCUCACGCUCAGAGAGCCGUGCGCACGAAUAUGGACCCACCAUACGUGUCUCAGAUCACAGCCAAAGGCAUUCGGACUAUUUGUAUGGACGUGCGACGGGUUCGGCGGACUCCAUACGUUCGACGAGUCCAUUGCGCGCUGCCAGUCCGUUGCAUCAUCGUUCAAAUCGGGAUAUACGACGCGAAAUUUCACCACGCCGGCGACGCGAGGAAGAUCGCGCAGAAUACGAGAGUAGGGUAAGACGUGAAAAUAUGUUGCCAAAUUAUUAUUUAUUUGAUAAUCAUAGAGAUGUAAGUAGUAGUAGUUUAAUUAAGUUUCAUAAAGUAGAUAGACAACUAGACACAUACAAAUAUGAUGAUAGAGACAGAUCAAGUUCACGAUCGGCCUCCAGAUCGCCGUUGAGAUCGCCGUAUGGAUCGAGGGAGACUAUGAUGACGACAGAAAGGAUGUUGCACGACAACACCAAAGCCAGCACACUACAACACAACACUAACACCAACCACAGCUGUCACGACAACGACCGCUACAAUACAAAAACACUAAACGAUAAAAAUUUCGAAUUGGAUUUGGACAGACAGCAAGCGUAUACAAUGCAUCAUCACACUACGGAUAAGCUGCUGGGUCUCGAUCCACUUAAACGCUCCAUCACACCCGUCUAUGCGCCCGGACGACUCGAUAUACGUCACACCACCGUAACGUCGACCUUCUACGAUCGUUUGUUGGCGGAAAAAGAGAUCGAGCGAAAAUUUUCUCGGCCAUCUAGUCGUUCGCCCAUCGUUUCACCUUCGGUCACGUCGAAAAGUUAUGUCGACUUGGCCAGUGCAAGCGCUAAGGCUCUAUAUCAAGACAAAUCUCCAACAGCUGCGGUAACAAUGCGUUUAGAUAGGUCCACUGGCUUAUCCAGCUUCUGCAAUACAGAAAAAACACAACACUAUCGUAAUUCAAUGACCGGCAGUUAUCCGAGUAGCGCUUAUAGCGCCACCAACCAGACAAACCUUUCGAACAGCAACACGACUACCCCGAAAUUUAGUACCAACACCGACACCCAUACCAACAUCACCACCAACAAUUGUACUGCUGCUACACUAAAUUCGGCCACAACAAUCACAGCUGGGGUAGGGUAUAUGAGUAACAGCACAACAACGACUACAACAACAGCAAUAACUGCAAAUACGACCGGGACGCCGACAACAACGACUGAGAUCACGACCAAUUAUCGAAUUGCUGGUCUGAGCGGUAAUACAACUAACUACACCACUAAUUUCACCUCAACACCAGCUACAGCAACAACAAUUACCAAUUUUUCCUUCUCCUCUAUGAACAUCACAAAUACGCCUAUAACUACAACAACAGCAACAGUAUCAAACUUGAAUAGCAAGCAUAGUUUCACAAUGCUGGACAGAUCAACAACAACAACAACAAUACCAACAACAACAACAUUAUAUAGUACUGAAACAACGACAAUGACGACCACAACAACAGCAAAUACUUACAAUUUGUAUAAUCUGACUACGACGAUUACGACGGCGAUGACGACAGCUAUGACCACAACAAGAACAACAACAAACACCACAGCUGUUGGCAGUGAAAACACCAACAAAUUCAUCACAAAUAAUUCGUCUCCAUCAUUUCUGUCCUACAACGCGACUAGUGGCGGCAACCCAUACACGAGUAAUACACCCCUGGGUAUGGCUCUACCAACAAUGCAACCAACUUCCGUUACAACAACAUUCGCCUCUUUGGGCCUUUACACUAGUAAUUUAAAUAGCUACAACAAUAAUAACAACAACUUUGGCAGCAACAACAGCCACUUGAAUUAGUACAACAACAGCAACACAAAAAUUUGAAUGAAGUGAAAAAAGAAACUAUUGAAGAAGACCCUUGGAGUUAACCGAGCUGCCUAAAUAUAUAAAACAAAAUAAAAAGAAACCCGAAAAAACAAGUGAUUGUAGUGUGUAGUGUAGGGAAGCAAGAAAGUGCUGAAUGCUGUGUGUCUGUAGUUGAAUUGAGAGAAAAAAUCUUGUUAACAAGUUUUUAGUGUCGGAGCAAAGUAAGAUAGAAAUUAUAUUUACAUACAUACAUACAAACAUAAACGUAGUUAUACAUACGUAUACUGUAGUGCGAAGGAACUUGUAAUCAAAUCCAGUUUCGGAAAAUCAAUAGAGCGUUUAUUUAUUUGUAGCAGUAAUAUAGGACCGAUAAUGCCGGAAUAAUUAUUGCAGUCGAAAUUGGAUAACUCAAGCGGAAAACUACAUAAAGAAUACAUGAUCCUAGAUCCUUUAUAACAACGAGCAUGUCGAAAGUUGAAACAUGAACUCUUUUUAAAGCCAAAGAGCGUUCCUACCAAUUUUUCUUGGAUAAGGAACUCAAGUCAAGUAAAGAAUAUAUAAGUACAUUUAAGAACCGUGCAGUACUUUCGAAGAAGAAUUUUCCAAAAGUAGAUUAAAGUGAUCAUAUGACACGGUAUAGCUAGGACCACAAAAUUUUUCAACGUUUCCAUGAAACUCAGACUCGGUGUUUUGUUUCCAAUGAGCAUUCUGUUGAGAUCUACCGGUAAAACGUAGCUUGGGGUCAGAACGAGUUAGAACCGAGAACAAGUUAGAAGAGGAAGGAAUUCUUGGCAUAGGUGAGAGCUUUCCAACGCGGAAAGAUAGCUGUGGUCGGAUCCGGAAAACAAAUUAGAAGAAGAUGCAAUUCUAAGCUCGAAUCAUGCAUUUUAUCUUCGUUGCCUUGAUGAAACAGUACUUUCUUCGCUUUCAAAUAAGAUCAUUUUUUGCGAUUUUCUUCAUCGAACAAUCCAAUUAUUACUGUACAACAAGAGUUUUUAUUGGCCUUUUCAAGAUAGAUUCGUUAAAAAUUAUCCCUUGUACAUGCGAAAAUAUAGUAUAAAGCCAGCAGUCUUCUAUCUUUUUUUACUUGGGGUUUGGCUCGGAUUCUUUGAUGAAUUGACUUGGGUUCUCAAAUUACCUUAAAUUAAAGUGGAGUAAAAUUAAGGGAUCACAAUGUUUCAUUCUUUCUGAUUGUUUACCAUAGAGCCGCUCCAAACAGCACUCAAAAACAUCAAUUCGUUGUUACUUGUAGUUGAUUAUGAGUGAGCUGACGUAGCUCUCACUUUAAAAAGAAUUAAACAGACAACAUCUGUCUUUGAUAACUUAAGAGUGUCAGCUAUCGGGACCAACUUCAUAUUACUUUCAUCCAAAAUCGUAGAUCCUUUUGACGUUUCUCUCAUACCAGCUCUUUUUUGUUGUCUAUUGCUUCGACGUUUUUAGUACACAUAUAAACAAGGGACUUACGAAUGCCUGCUCUCGCUGACCUUUUCCAAUAUUCUGUACGUUUCAAAACUCAUACGGCCCCUUUUUUGUUUGAGUUAUCCGAUUUCGGUUGUCAAAAGAAUAUUUGCACUUAUAAAACUCAGUAGUUUAACCCGAGUACAUGAAUAAUCGCCUUGCACGAGUUUUAGGAGAGUAACCGCUUUUUGAAAAUAUGUAGCUAGGGCAACUAUGAGUGAUACACAUAUAAACGAGAAAUGUUGGCUUGUGGCAGUGUGGGUAGUAGAGACACACGCUUAGCAUCACAUGGAAAUUUUAUACUCGACUUUAUGUCUCAAGAAAAUGAUAAUUUUACAUUUAGAAUGCAGUGUUUUACCCAAAAAUUUGUUGGCUAUGGGACAAACAUGGAUAAAUUGUACUUAAUUUUAAAGGUUUUAGAAAAUGAGCGACAGUAAUAAGUCUCUUGUUAUCAGAGGUUUCAAUAUUUAGAAGAAAUGUGUCAAUUUGAUGUACUCUUCAUAAAAUUUUAACUAAUUCUAAACAUCCUAACUUUCAUACUCGAUUUGUUUUCAAAUUUUCAACAGUGAUUUUCAUGAAUUUUUUUACCAGAAAAUCUUUUUUAUGAUAAAGUGCUUACAUAGCUGGCUGUAAUUCUUUAAAAUUCAAUUAAAUAUGUAUUACUUUGUGAACUCCAUUUAUGUAACAAAAUAUUUAAAAAAAAAUUAAAAGUAAUUAUGAAAAAUAUGAUAAUAUUUAAAGUGUACUUUUCAAAUAACUAUAUUUUAAGGAAUUCUCGGAGUUUUCCAUUGAAAUAAGCAAAAUUGAAAUGAUAAACGUUUUUAAAUUAAAUAAACUAGCAUUAUCUUAUAAAUGUUUUAGUAAUUUGCUUUUAAAUUAAAACAAAUUAAUUAAGUUUAUUUUGAUCGCUUCUUAACUUAUUCAAUCUUCGUAUCGUUUCUAAAUUGAAGCUUCAAGAUUUGCAUUUCCUCACGCUUCGAAUAUCAACGCGUAUUUCCAAGUUAAGUUGGGUUAGAUUAGUCUGGCAGGCUAAUAAGCCAAGCACCGACCAGUUUGGAAUCUCAAAAAAGUGAUUAUUCUGCAAGAUUUCAACGCUUAAAGGAAAUUUCAAUAAAAUCUCUGUCACGUUUUCGAAUGACAACCGUCACCACUCUUUGCAAUCUCAUUAAUUAUUUUAUUGCGCUUGAUGCCGUACUUCCUUUAGGAUGCCAGCGCUUAACGCGAAUUUCAUCAGAUUCUGCGGCUUCACAGCUGAUACCUCUUCCAGUGGUAUAAGACUCUAAGAGCCCCCAAAUACUUUAAACGUUGCUUUGCCAAUAGAUACUCCACUGUUUCUCUGGUAUCUUGCUCUUGAUAUUUCCAGUUUAUUUCUACCACUUUACACAUCACUUUUACAAUUUUACACCCCGAUGCAUCACUCCAUCGCAUUUUGACCUCUCUUGCCAUGAUCGGCGUAAUGAUAAUGUAAGGGUUUCCUAAUGUCGGUCACGUUUUCGUAUGACAGCCAUAGACUCUUCUGGGCAAUCUUGUUCACUGCCGUUAUAACGUAAGCCCCGCGGCUUUUCCAAUAGCAAAGACCUCUGCUCGAAGCAUACUGCAUGAAACAUAAUUUCUGGCUAUAUUAGAUCGCAUUAAUUGCGUCCCCCAUUCUCGAGAUCACGAACUUCAAUUUCAGGCUUCAAAGAGUUGGUUAGCAUGGCCAUUAGCAUGGCCGGUCGCCAUUGACGGUUAAGGUCUCACUGACAUCAUUUUUGAAGAAAUAUGGAUCGAUGAUUCCGCCGACCAACAAACCACACCAAACAGUUGUUUUUUCUGGAUAAAAUGACAGCUUUUGAAUCUCUUCAAGUUGCUGUUCGGCCCAAAUGUGGAAAUUCUAUUUAUUUACAUAUCCAUUGAGACAGAAAUAGGCCUCAUCGCUGAACAAAAUUUGGCUCGAAAAUGUCGGAUCUUCCUGGAACUCUUCAAAAGCCCAUAGAGCGAAACGAUGUCGCUUGGAAAGGUCGAGCGGCUUUAGUUCUUGCACAAGUUGUUUUUGGUACGCUUUCAAUUUAAGACCUCUACUUAAAAUGCGCCUAGUCGUUCCAUACGUCAGUACAAGUUGCCGCGAACGGCGCCGAAUCAAGUCCCCACGGUCUUCCCGUCUUCGGAAUAUUCUUCCGAAAAUUAUCCAAUAAUGAAUGCUGCGUCUCGAGAUGGGUGAUGGUGUUGCGAAUAGUACUCCCAGUAGGUCGAUUAUGUAGACCAUAAGUUGAGAGAAACGCACGAAACUCAUUUUUUACAGAACGUGAAUUUUCAUAAUAAAAUUGAACGAUUAGUAAACAUUGUUCAGGUGUAAAUCUUUUCAUGUAGAAAUGCUUUCGCUUUGAUCAAAAAAGAAAAAAUAGUUUACUACAAUUUCGUUCCUUUACUUCUUUUGUAAUGCGGUUGGCUGAAGAACUAAUGGUUCGUGACGUCGUGAAAGAACAGAAAAGAAGGUUUAGUUUACAAAUAAUUUAGUCCACAGUUCCAUAUUCGAAAGAAUAAGAAAACGCCAAAAAAGUGACACUUUCAAAUGGGGAUGACGAUCGUUGAUAUUCGUUGGUGUUAAGAAACGCAGAGUUUGCAGUUCAAUUUUUUAUUGAAAUAUUUUCUUUGAAAAAAUAUUAUUUCUUUAGUGAAAACGAUUUCAAAUCUUUAAACUAUUAAUUUUUAAAUUGUUUACAUAACAGGAAGAAAAAUGCACUCAACAAAGGUGCUGAAAAGGUUCGUCAUUCUCAUGCGAUUCCUUCUUCGAUCUAGAAACUAGCAAACUUGUAUAUUAAAUUAUUGAAAAGAGAACCAUUAUGAACGCGGCUAUAGAAUUUCACGCUGAAUAAAUAGAAAACUACACACACACACACUUCUGAAGCCCUAAAAUUAUACUGACAAUUAUAAAGCAAUAAUGAUAGAAAUAUUUAAAAAUCGAGGAGUUACAGUUAGCAGUCGAGAAACAGCAAUAAGUUAGUCUAAUUAUAUAGACAGUUAAGUACUAGAUAAUCGCGCACCAACAUUACUCUACUUCUUCACCCUCCAAAACUUCUUUAACUGCACGCAUUUUAGCACUCAUAUACAUAGCAAACAUAUAACUGUAUUUACAUAUAUAAUAGUAAACAUAUAUAAAUGAUUUAAAAUCAAUAAAGUUUUUCGAAAUUUUGCACCUGAAAACUGGUUGGGCCUAGAAGCAUAGCACCACUUGCAACAUACCUCAUAUAUUCAUACAUACAAGCAUACAUACAUACACAUGUAUAUGCUUAGUGAGCAACUUACUUGCGAAUAGCUAUAGAAAAUACUAUACCAAAAUAAAAUAGCACUAAAAAUAAAUUUUAAGCAAUCUAACUACUAAUACUACACACUUAAAAAAAUUAAUAUUCAAAUAAAUUUCUUAGAACUCUUACUUGCCUUUCUCGCUCGGUAUUUACUCGUAAUGUAAUGCGUUUGAAGUUUCCUGUUAUACACAAAUACUCGUACCAACACACUUACAUAGUUCAGUGGUUUUUUGAAGGUCUCGCAAAGCGCCUAUCUAACUACUAACUGAAAGUAUUUAAAAUUUAUAAAAAAAUACUUUAAUAAUGUGUUUUGCGAAUAUUUAAAAAAAAUGCUCAACUUCAGUAACCAAAUACAGCAUUCAAUUCCGAAAUAUUGUUCAAAGACCCAAUUAAAUGUUAAUGACUGAAUUUCCAUAUAUAUGUAGUAAUUAUAGAACAAAUUACAAUAACAAAAACGCAUAUAUAUAUAUUAUAUAUUAUAUUAAAUUAUUAAUUAGUUAAAUAUUUUGGACAUAAUGUGAAAUUUACAAAUAGUAAUGAGAUAUUUAUAAUUACAGUUAUGAAAUGAAAAAAAAAAUAUUUAAUCAAACAUACAGAAAGCUUCGUUUCGAAUAAUAUAUAUGAGCGAUAAGCUGGACAAAUGUCAAAAUUCCAAAAGAAAAAUUGAAAAAUAUAUACAUAAACAAACUAAAAAAAUACAUAAAAAUAAACUUAAAAAAUAUAUAAAUAAAUAUCAAAAAAAACUAAAAAUUAUUUAAAUAAAUAUCAAAAAAUUAAAAAAUAUAUAAGUAUAUAUAAUAAAUAAAAAAAAUAAUAAUAAAUAAAAAUUAAAAAUAUACAAACAACAAAAAUCGAAGCAAAUUCACUACAACAAAAAAAUUUUAUUAUAUACAAUAAUAAUAUUUUGCGCGUGUGUGAGUAUUAGUGCAAUGCAAGUAGGUAUAUUAAAUAUACAAAAGCAAAAUUUUAGUUAAAUUUAAGCAGCAACAGAUGAAAAAUAUAUUUAUAGCAUAAAAAUAUUGAAAUAAAUAUAUAAAUCUAUGUAUAAUGAAGUUUGCUUAAGUUAAUUAAAUUGUUUUAAUGUUAACAAAAAAAAAACGCGGUGAAAAAAUAUAUAUAGAAAUGCAUAUGUUGUUAAUUUAUAUGUAAAUUGAAAUUACUAUUUUUCAUAUGUUUUUCAUAAUUCAAAUUAAUUUAUAAAACAAAAAAAUAAUUAUGUAUCAUACUAUAAACUAUUGCAACAAUUAAAGUUAAAAACGUGCCAUUUUCCGAAUAUUUAAUAGCCCUGCUAUGCUAUGUUAUGUAUGUGUAUGCACCAUGUUGUAUAGUUAUAUAAAUUUAUUUUGUUAUUUAGUUUGUGUAAUUUGUUUAUCUUAUUCGUUUAAGGCAUUAAGAAUAAUUAUAUCGAUAAUAAUAACAAAGAAAGCCAAUAAAAGCGCAUUAAAUAAAAAUUAUUAAACAAA